This is a messenger RNA of Populus nigra (black poplar), 3081 nucleotides long. RefSeq names its product E3 ubiquitin-protein ligase MBR2. Lineage: Eukaryota; Viridiplantae; Streptophyta; Magnoliopsida; Malpighiales; Salicaceae. The record is from RefSeq and is a predicted model, not a curated record. The transcript has 7 exons. Bases 633 to 2819 code for a protein of 728 amino acids. Gene Ontology annotation, molecular function: ubiquitin protein ligase activity.
CAUGAAAGCUACGUGUACAACAAUAAAUUUGCCCUCUAAGCACUUAAGAGAACCACCCCAUCACCACACAUACCAUCACCAAAUUAAAUAUUAAAUAAAAAAAAAUUAAGUGCGCAGAUUACAGACAUUUCACCCAUUUUAAUCUUUCAUUGCCCAAUUGUUGUUUUGUUUUGUCUUUUAUUUUUUCCUCUUUUUCCAUCCCUUCCAAUUAUCUCUUUCUUAAAGUAACCGAAGCCAUACGAACAUAGUUUUUUUUUUUAAGAAAAAAAAACAAAAAAAAGGGAGAUUUUUUACGUUUCUAAUUCUUUCCGCUUGCUUUUUUUUUUUUUUAAUUUAUAAAACCCGUUUGAUCUUUCUAAAGUUUCAUUUUGGAUCUUCUCUCAUUUCAAUCUCUUUUCCUCUCAGGAUGCUAAUUCAUCUAUGUUUUGGGGGACAAAUGCGGGAUUUUAUUUAAGCACAUGCUUAAAUGCAUCUGGUCUUCUUGUCAGCAUUGAAACAAGAUGGCAAAGCAGAGUUUUACCACUACAUUUGUAUUGCUGAUUAGGGCAUAACAUGAAGCACCGUUCCUGCUGAAAACUUGGAGUAUUUUUCAGCAUCUUAUACAUUAUAUUAGGGGGAACACAUUGUGCCUGAUGCAUAGGCAAAGGGGUGCAUUUCAUACCUUUUCUGAAACUAUUGACAUUGAUCAGGGAUCUGUUUCAGACAAUAUCGGUACAAGUCAGCAAACUUCUUUUGGUAACAUGCUAAAUCCAGUAGAUAGCAGAUUGUCAAAUAAUGCUGUAUCUUCUGGCGAUGUAUCAUGUUCAAAUGCUAUGACUCAUGAUAUCCAGAACUUCAGUGGCUGGAAUUCAGGUGAAUCUAGCUCAAGUUUAAGUCUGCAAAAUCAGCUGAAUGAUGAUGAGAUAAAAAUGGAAGAAAGGUGGUCUUCUUCAGUCAAUGCUUACCCUGCAGUUGGUCAAAGAUCAGAUGAAAGGCUAUUUGAAACAACUGAUAUCCUUUUUCCAGGUAGAGGCAAUAUGGGGAUCAGUGGCAAUCAGGUUAGGAGUGGACCUCUAUUCUUGCAGGGCUCCAGCUCUAAUCAUAUCCCACCAAAUGAAACUCCAAAUGCUGGUCAUAUUGGAGACACCAUUAAUGGCAGGCUUAUUACAGGAGCUGUCUUAGGCCUUAAUCGUCUCAACCCUGGUGGAUUAGAAAUAGAGUUGGCAUCAUCUUCUGGUGUUUCUUCUGAUGAUGUUGGCACUUCAUCUGGAAGUUCUGGUUGUAUAGUGGAGGAGACAAAUGGCGGUUCAGGAUCUUCUCUGGGGGGUUGGGGCUUAUCCUGCAAGAGAAAGGCCCUUGAAGGUACUUCUGGACAGUCUUUUCCUGGUGCAAGCUCAAGUUGCUUUCCACAAGCUGAAAACAGUGCAUGGCAUAAUGGCCCCAAUAAUCAUAAUGUUUCUAGCAGCUUAAGUUUAUCCACUCCCACUUGGAAUGCUCCUAGUGUUACUCCUCCUGAACAGUUGAACCCAAGAUUUGGUUAUGGAAUGAGAGCAGCACCUUCUGAUGCGUUUCCUUCAUCAAAUGUUAGUGGAAAUGCGGACACUCUGAGAAAUUUUGAUAGGAGGACAAGUCCAGGACUUCAACAGGAAUCUGCCGCUUUCAAUGUAUCAACAACAGGAGGUUCCAGGCGAUGGUCCUUGCAGCACCCUCCCAGACCUGUCUCAGUUAGUGACUAUCUGGAGUCAAGAUCACCAGAACCUGCAAAUUCAAAUGCUACUCAGGGCCAGCUUCAUGCCAUCAACCCAUCUGCUUUAUCUAGAAGCAUGCUUCGGUGGAAUGAUUUUUCAAGUUCAAGAGUUGGAAAUUCACCAAGUUCCCUCAUCCCUGGAGAGCUAGGUGCUACAUUAAGAGAAGAAACAAACUCAAGAAGAUUUCAGAGAAAUAAUGCAGAGCAUCCAAUGUUUGCACCUGCAACUGAAAUGAGAAGCAUGAUACAAGAUCCAACACGCUGGGGUUUGGCCACUGGGAACAUGAGCACCUCAGGUAGUGUUUCUUCUACCAGAAUUGGCCCCAGUUCAAGUGUCCGUCCGUUUCCCACUCCUCGAUGGAUUCAUCGCAACCCUACAACACAUAAUCAGCAAAGAUUCUCAGAAUUUUCUACUUGGUCUCUUUUCCCACCAAUGGACACAGAACCUGGAGGUCAUAGUGGUCAUUUCUCCCCAUUGUCUUCUGGUCCUUCUUCUUCUGCACAGGACACAGUGAUUUCUUCCGGAUCUAAUAGCCAGGGACAUAAUCCACCAUUUCCAAGGUCAGCACUUCUCAUGGAAGAACAAAGUGAUGACAUUCUUGGUAUGCCCCGUUCAUUGAGGGUUUUAGCUGCUGAUAUUGAAGGGAGACAUCGACUAAUAUCUGAGAUUCGUCAAGUGUUGAAUGCCAUGCGCAGGGGUGAAAACCUUCGAGUUGAGGAUUAUAUGCUUUUUGACCCGUUGAUCUAUCAUGGGAUGGCUGAAAUGCAUGAUCAGCAUAGGGAUAUGCGCCUCGAUGUUGAUAACAUGUCCUAUGAGGAAUUGUUGGCAUUGGAAGAACGCAUAGGAGACGUGAGCACUGGACUAAGUGGGGAAACCAUUUUGAAGUUAAUGAAACAGCAAAAGCAUGUGCCUGUUAGCACAGAAUCUCCAGCAGAGUUGGAGCCUUGCUGUAUCUGUCAGGAAGAGUAUGUGGACGGGGAUGAUAUGGGAAUAAUCGAUUGUGGACAUGACUUUCAUGCCAACUGCAUCAAACAGUGGCUAAUGCAGAAAAACCUUUGUCCCGUUUGUAAGAUGACAGCCCUAAUCACUUGAGAGGGAAGAUAUUGUCAGGUCCUGGGAAUUUUAUUUUCUUAAAAACAGACAAUCAUAUCCAAAAACUGGGUAGAUGAUAUCCUAUUUAUACACCUCGUUUGGUUUUAAACCCAUUUUAUUUGCUCAUGAACUGCAUAAUUUGAUGAGCCGAACAGCUGUAUGUUAUAAAUUGCACCAUGAGUGAUAAGAGGGUCUGUUCUCCACCUUCAAACUCAUGAGUACAUGAGAAAUAAAUUCUAUGACAUUAUCAUAGCUUUUAGCA